AUGAUCGCCUCCCGAACCGCCCUCAGUCUUCCUACAAAAGCCGAAGAACGUGGGCCGACAUUCGACAAGGAUGCCGGGCUCCACGACUCCACCAUGGAGAACUCCCCAGCUCCGCGCCAUUCCCUGCGGAUCCGAAGCCAACGGAGCGAGAUGUCUUUGCCGCAGAGGCCAGGCAAGGCCUCACCUCGGCGCGAGGAAGCCCGCGCAUUUCGUGAACCCUCCCGACGCCGUCGUCGCGACAUCGACUCGGGAACUUACAGCGACGACCCCACUUCUCCCUCCCACCGACACCGUCGCCGACACUCCCACAGCCACCGAAGAGGAAUGGAUACAGACGAGGAGCGCGGCGGCGAUGAGAGACGCAAAAAGACCAUGGUGAAACCAGAGCGCCGACGAGACGAUCGUGACCAGACCAGCCACCACUACCGCCAGCGAUCGCACCACCUGCCCGCUUUCCCUUCGGCGAGUGGGGAUGAUCCGUUGUUGGACCACAAAGAUGGCGAGACGAACAGUUCGCGCAGUAUGGAUAUUAAGAGCAAGGACGGUCUCUACGGUGCGCGGGGUAAUGUCAACAAACCCAUGGAGCGGGUCCCCAGCAGACAUCGCUCCAAGAAGAAGAAGAGAGGGUCGCGACGGUCGUCUCAGGGAGCUUCCGCGGAGGAAAAGCGACGCCAGAAGGCCAUUGAGCAAAGCGGUCCGCCCGAGUUGUGGCCUACGUACUGUGCAGCGAUCACUUUCUUCAUCCCGGACUUCGUUCUGAAAUGCUUCGGCAUGCCCCAGAAAGAGCAGCGCACUGCGUGGCGCGAGAAGAUCGGUCUCAUCAGCAUUAUUCUAAUGAUCGCUGCUUUUGUCGGUUUCCUGACUUUUGGUUUCACGGCUACGGUUUGCGGCUCGCCCCCGAUCCGUUUGAAGGUUAAUGAAGUCAAUUCUAACUACAUGAUUUUCCAUGGAAAAGCAUAUGACUUGGCCGGGUCCAAGCACGCCGGUGUAGCUGGUAUCCCUGCUGGUUCGGAUAUCAUCUACGACUUGCCGCAUAAAUACGGUGGGCAGGACGGCAGCUUCUUCUUCCAGCAGGUCAAUGGUGCGUGCAAGGGCUUGAUCACCGCCCAGCCUGAUGGUGGUGUUCCUACGAACGCCAACGGAGACCUGGGGUGGUACUUCCCUUGCGCACCCUUCAACCAGGAUGGGUCGUCGACGCCAAAUUUGACCGUUGAUUACUAUCUGGGAUGGGCUUGCCACACGGCCAGGUCUGCCCGUGAGCCCUUUUGGACGCUACGCAGCGACGGUGAUGUGUACUACACAUGGGAGGACACGAAGAACAAGAGCCGCAAUCUGGCAGUCUACUCUGGAAACGUUCUUGAUCUCGAUCUCCUGGCCUGGUUCAACAGCAGCCAGGUAGCAUAUCCCGACCAAUUUGACCAGCUCCGCAAGAACCCCGAUGUUCGCGGUGUUGAUCUCACCUACUAUUUCCAAAGUGGGGAGGAGAAGAAGCUUGGGAAGUGCUUGGCACAGAUUAUCAAGGUCGGCAGCAUCGAUACCGAUACCGUUGGCUGUAUCGCGUCGAAGGUCGUGCUUUACGUAUCCCUGAUUUUCAUUCUCUCCAUCGUGGUUGUCAAGUUCGGUUUCGCCCUGCUCUUCCAAUGGUUCCUUGCACCUAGGUUUGCCGCGCAAAGCACCAGUAUGGCGUCCGACGCCAGGACUCGCAAUCAACAGAUUGAAGACUGGUCCAAUGACAUCUACAGACCCGCCCCCCGAAUCACCGAACCUAUUGUUCCUGACCGCAGCAACAAGCGCGCCAGUUUCCUCCCUACCACAUCCCGUUUCUCAAGCCCGUACAAUGUGAGCAGCAGCACUGGCAGCAAGCAAAGGCCGAUGUAUAUCACCAUGGCUAGUCAGAACUCGACCUCGCGGCUCAUGCCCAAUUCGAACCCGGGAACCAUGUACAAGAUAAGCCAAAAUGGUAGUGGAGGCACUCUGAGUGUUGAUAACUCUCGUCUUAAUCCUGCUGCCAGCCGGAGUAGCUUGGUUCCUCCAACCCAAGAUCCUGGAUACCCGACACUCAUGACGGACUACGAGGGUCCGGGUCCUGCGGGCUUCAUUCAUGAAGCCGUGGUUCCUCAGCCUCCCCCUGAAUGGCAACCAUUCGGCUACCCUCUGGCUCACUCUCUUUGUCUAGUGACUUGCUACUCGGAGGGUGAAGAAGGUAUCCGGUCCACUCUCGAUUCCCUUGCCAUGACCGACUAUCCUAACAGCCACAAAACCAUACUCGUGAUCUGUGAUGGUAUCAUCAAGGGUAAGGGAGAGGAGUUCUCCACCCCUGAUAUUGUGCUGGGCAUGCUCAAAGACCCUGUCGUGCCCAUGGACGAGGUCCAGCCAUACUCUUACGUGGCUGUGGCUACCGGAUCCAAGCGACACAACAUGGCCAAGGUUUACACUGGAUUCUACGACUACGGCGAUGCUUCCAUCAUCCCGCCCGAGAAGCAACAGCGUGUCCCCAUGAUGGUGGUUGUGAAGUGUGGAACCCCCGAAGAAGCGACCCAGUCCAAGCCCGGUAAUCGCGGUAAACGAGACAGUCAGAUCGUCCUUAUGUCUUUCCUUCAAAAGGUUAUGUUCGACGAGCGAAUGACGGAACUUGAGUUUGAGAUGUUCAACGGCCUGUGGAACGUCACGGGCAUCCCGCCCGACUUCUAUGAGGUGGUACUCAUGGUUGACGCCGACACCAAGGUAUUCCCCGACAGUCUGACACACAUGGUCUCGGCCAUGGUGAAGGACCCGGAAAUCAUGGGUCUCUGCGGAGAAACCAAGAUCGCGAACAAGACCGACAGCUGGGUAACCAUGAUCCAGGUCUUCGAGUACUUCAUCUCCCACCACCAGGCGAAAUCGUUCGAAUCCAUCUUCGGUGGUGUAACCUGUCUGCCAGGAUGUUUCACCAUGUACCGAAUCAAAGCUCCCAAGGGCGGCCAGAACUAUUGGGUGCCCAUUCUCGCGAAUCCUGAUAUUGUCGAACACUACUCGGAAAACGUGGUCGAUACUUUGCACAAGAAGAACCUGCUUCUUCUUGGCGAAGAUCGCUACCUGACAACUCUGAUGCUCAAGACCUUCCCGAAGCGCAAGCAAAUCUUCGUUCCUCAAGCCGUCUGCAAAACCGUCGUUCCGGACAAGUUCAUGGUCCUACUCUCCCAGCGUCGUCGCUGGAUCAACAGUACCGUCCACAAUCUAUUCGAGCUCGUCCUCGUCCGCGAUCUAUGCGGAACCUUCUGCUUCAGCAUGCAAUUCGUCAUCUUCAUCGAGCUGGUCGGAACCCUCGUCCUACCCGCCGCCAUCUCCUUCACCAUCUACGUCAUCAUCUCUUCCAUUGUCCGGAAACCCGUCCAGGUCAUUCCGCUCGUUCUUCUCGCCCUGAUCCUGGGUCUACCCGGUGUCCUUAUCGUCGUCACAGCACAUAAACUCGUCUAUGUACUAUGGAUGUUGAUCUACCUCGUCUCACUCCCGAUCUGGAACUUCGUUCUCCCGAUGUACGCGUUCUGGAAAUUCGACGACUUCAGCUGGGGCGACACGCGCAAGACGGCCGGCGAAAAGGAUAAGGGACACGGCGAUGCAGAGGGCGAGUUCGACAGCACGAAAAUCACGAUGAAACGGUGGCGUGAUUUCGAAAGAGAACGCCGCCUACGCAGUGCCUGGACUCAGCCCCGUCCUUCGACGGAUUCAUAUCCAUCGCAUUACGAGACAUAUUCCCAUUAUUAA
Molecule: messenger RNA, 3744 nt
Organism: Penicillium bovifimosum
Lineage: Eukaryota; Fungi; Ascomycota; Eurotiomycetes; Eurotiales; Aspergillaceae
Gene: chsF
Product: chitin synthase CHS3
Exons: 4
Coding region: 1-3744 (1247 amino acids)
Cellular component (GO): cell periphery; cell septum
Molecular function (GO): chitin synthase activity
Source: RefSeq, a predicted model, not a curated record